GUAAAACCUUAAUUCAUUUGGUAAUAUGCUAUACUAUAGUAUUAGUAUAUCGAAUCUCAAUUAAUUUAUUCGGUCACCGAUUGUGAAGAAAGAGGAUUUAACGAAUAAUAAUUAGAAAAUUGAAUAGUGAACAACAUAUAGAUAUCGAAAAAUAUUACCAUUGGACAUGAACCUUACGAACAUAACAGUUUCCAGGAACAAUAAAACCAUGAUUGAAUUUAUAUGAAAAAUUUAAAUACACAAGUUUGAAAUUCAAUUAGAAAAAUGUAAUGUACCGUCUGUAUCAAAAAUCAGAUUGAAUUUAUACGAAACGUUUAAAUAUCUCAGUUCGCAGCUCGAUUAAAAUUAGGAAAAUUACAUUAGAAACUAAAUACAGUCUUCGAGAACCGAAGCAAUCGAUGACUUUAAACGCUAAAAAUAAAAUUUUUUGGGGAGUGGUAAAAACAAAUGAGAAUAAGGGGAAGGGCAAAAACAGAUGAAGCACAUUAAUGUAAUAGCGGAAAAGAAAUUCACGGAUCGAAAGAAGAGAGAAAGAUUCAUUCGGUGGACUGAAGGGAAAUGAAUUGAUCCAAUGGCAACAGGCCGAAAUAAGCGCCAUCUGACCCCAUACACUUGACCCAUAGAACCACCGUGGUCCGCAGCAUUAGUUCCAUUCAAACCGUGGUGAUGUAUCCUUCUGUCGAUCAUCGAUCUCGCAAUCAAAAUCUUUGUGUGGACUCGGCCCUCGUUUAACGAACUCGAUCGACUUUAUUUCCUGUAUUUUCCCAGUAAACGAACAUUGCAUAACCGUUCGAUAGCGAUUUAAUUAAAACACAGUGAACACAGUACUUAACGCGAAAAUAUGUUGACCGACUUCAAGAGGAAUCCGCAAGAAACUGGAAAGAAUGAAGUCACACAAAUAAGCAAGAAACAAUUGUCAUCAAUGCCAGGCGUCGGGAAGGCCCUGUACAAGCAGCACAUGGACAGCUGCUUGAAACUGUUAAAAUUCGUAGCCGAUACCGACUUGCCCUUGACACAGGUGAACGGCCAGAGGAGGUUGGGACCACCCCCAAAGUGGAAAGGGCCACCCCCGAGUCCGAAAUGCGAGGUGUUCGUCGGCAGCAUUCCUCAUGAUUAUUACGAGCCCGAGAUCGUGCAAAUAUUCGGCUUAAUCGGGCAGAUCUAUGAAUUGCGCCUGAUGAUGAACUUCUCCGGCGAGAAUAGAGGAUAUUGCUUUAUCAUGUACGCCACCGAAGAAGAGGCAGCGCGGGCUGUAAGGGAACUCGAUCAGUUUGAGAUUUAUCCUGGAAAGAAGAUCGGCGUUGUGGCUAGCGUUAAUAAUCGUCGGCUUUAUAUUGUUCAGCUGCCGUCGUACUUGAGUACCGAAGCUAUUGUCAAGCGCUUCUACGAAAUGACCGAUGACAUCGAAAAUGUUGCCGUUUACCGUAACACAAACGGUAUGGUGAACUAUGUAUUGGUUUCGUAUAAUACUCAUCGAGGCGCCGCCAUGGGAAGAAGAAGAUUGGUGCCCGAAUCUUUGACACUUUUUCCAAAUCAUGAAGUAAUCAUCGAAUGGGCGAAACCAAAUAUGUCUCCGUCGAACGUGUAUGAAGAACGCGGUAUCUGCGACAGGGCCGGCAACGUCAAAAUAAAGAAGGCCUUUCUGAAAUCGAAAAGGUCGCUAACCCGCCCGAAGCCGAAGCUCAUGGAUAAAGGAUCGACGCCGAAUAAUACCGUAAAAUCAGCCCCGAAAAUCGCGUCGAAGGCCCUGGAUUGUUCACUGAACCCUUGCACACUGGAAAAAUGCCAAUCGGACUACCGGACUUGGCAAAAUAGCUUCCUAAUGGAUCACCGAAACGGAACGAAGCAAAAUGUUGUCCAGCUGUUGGACGAGAACGGGAACUUGGGCAUCACCUUGGACCAGUAUUUGCUCUACGAGAACUUGAAAAAGAACGGUGCUCAGAAUCAGCCGAUCAUAAUCUUCCCGUCGAUCAGCUCAUUUCUCAGAAAACGAAGAAAUCCUACGAAGUCCCAGAAGUACGCCGACGAAGCUUCCGCUCGCCGUCAAAUCGUUGCCGCCAAUCCACCGGGUGCGAGUUUCGUGAACAAUUACGCUACCAGCUGCCAGUGUCUAUCGCACGACAAUAAGUUAAUACCGGAAGCCAGAAAUCCGAAUUGGAACUCGGCGGGCAAUUUAAUGUCGAAGGUCUCGAGAGUUCUGCUCAUGCCGAACGGAAACCAGCGGCAGAUUAUGCUAGCCAACAACGUCGGCAGCGUGGCCAACGUCCCUGCCAGUCACGCUCUGGUCCAGUCUAAUCAAUAUUCGUUCGCGAAUCAGGUUCAACCACCAGUUCAAUAUUACCAGAAUUACACUGUCGACGGCUUGGAGCAGAACGGCCCGAUGACUUCCGAUUAUCUGAUCAGCGAAAUUCCUGGUCAGUGCAACGCUUACGAUGCCAGACCGGCUGUCUAUCAGCAGGAACCGAGUCGCGAUCCUUUUUCCCAGCAGUUUGCCAACGUGACGGGCUCGGACGUAAAUUGGAGUUAUCCGUAUUCUACGUCUGAUCGGGAAUGCGAGAAUCGUAGCAGCUUUCCGGAGCUGUACAACGGGAUCUAUUAUCAAACGAACGAGCCGCAGAACGCGCGCGAAGUCGCGUACUGUGAUAACGAGAUUAGUUGCGGCCCUAUCUUCAGCUCCAUGCAGAAUUUCGAUGACACGUAUACUUAUAAGGCUCCUGGGAAAUCGACGAUGUUUGGGAACGACGGGAUUCUUGGGGGCAACGGGCAAUCGAACGGGGAAUAUCAGGUUGAGGAAAAGUGCGGCAUGAGACCGAUCUUGAAGACCAGUAACCUCGAUGUCAAGGUUAAUUACUGAGUUUUCUCCGAAUUUUUGUUUCAUAGACUAUUCUCGAAGUAGUCCAAGUAAAUUGUGCCUUACGGAUUUUAUGCAUUUCUGACCAGACUACAGACUUCAUUUCUGACAGUAUGGUUUUUCAUUUUUAUUGGUUGUUUCAUGAAAAUCGGAAAAAUCGGUUUCUUGACUGAAUUUCUUGGGCAUCAUUCGAGUAAUAUUACGAUGAAAAGUCUAAUUCGAAUAACGUUUGGAUAUGAAAUUUUAUUCCAAUAACAAAGUUUCGAGGAAAUUCGUCGAUUCAAAUUUCGUUCAAGAAAUAUUUCGAAUACAUUUUUCGAUUCAAAUCUUAUUCGAGAAAUAUUUUGAAGAAAUUCUUCGAAUAAAAUAUUAUUCGAGGAGCAUUUCGAAUAAAAUAUCAUUCGAGGAACAUUUCGAAGAAAUUCUUCGUUUAAAAUGUUGUUCGACUGAUGCUCAACUUGGAAAUACAGCGCUAUUUAUUCGUUGCUGAUACAAGUGUAUCGUCUUGUCUUGGAUGUGUGCAAAAGUUUUUAUUCGGUUUGCGAAGGAAGUACUAUGUAAAUUGAUUUUCGAAGUAUUUUCCAUCGUUUUGAGAAACUUUCUUACCACCGACUUGCAUAAUAUUUUACUCUCGAGUGUUGUAAAUGCAUAAAAAUCCGCAUUCUAUUUAUUGCGAUAGCGAGUAGAUGACGAGUAAAUAGAAAUAAGAAAUGUUUAAAAAAAACACUAUUUUCAAUCGAUCGAAAUUAUUCGGCGAGAAAUGAGAUAUCUAGUUAUCUCUGUGGCUUCGUUGGGUGCCAUUGCGUAAGAAAAGAAAUAGAUUGCUCGUUGCUCGCGAUAAGUUGAAAAUUGAUGCAAAAUGUUCCAUGGAAAUGUUUCGACCUCGGUGGCGAGGUUUUAUCGUUUGUAAACAAACCGAUAGGAGAACGAGAAAGGAUUUCUGAUCGAGAAAUUAUGAGGCGACUAUUGCGAUGAUCGAAUUGUCGAUGAUUUUGCUAAUCAGUAUUUGAACGAUGGCAGCAAUUAGCAGUAGGUAUUUUGUUUUUUUGCAAUCAGUGUACGGAUGAGUCUAAUUUUUAAGGAUUUAUAUCGAGCACGAGGAAUAUUUUCACGUGGUUUAUACAUAUACAGGCUAAUGUUCUCGAUUGAUUUAGAGGUAUAAUUACGCAGUUAAAGAGUGCGAAGAUGGUUUGUUUUACACCAAAGAUUAGUGGCGUUUAUUAGUGUCCUAUUAAUAAUUAAGCAAUCGUUAUUUCCUAUCAUUAUAAUCUUCGGGAUAUAUAUUUAUAAUCUAUAUACUAAAUAAUUGAUGUUUGUACAAGUUUAUUUUCGAACCGCGCGCCAUUAUCGCUCGUAGUGUCAUUUUUGAUCUAGUGGAUUGUUCGUAGCUUCUCCAUUUUCAUUUGUCACUAACAGAAUCAAAAACUUGUAUGCCAUUUUUUUUUCAUACGCUGCUUAUCGACGUACUUUGUGCUGUCCCCGAUCAAAUGAUUUGUGCAAGCUGAAGAAUUGUUGCUCUACACAAUGUUUUACAAAGACUCGUCAAUUUUUAUCAUUAUUGAGAAAUUUCUUUCAUCUACAUAAACGAAUCUGUCUUUUUUUAUUUCGAGGAACAUACGAUAGCUCGAUACAUUGAAAUAAAUACUGGUUAUGCUUAUUCAAGCAAUGUACAAUGUGUGUUAAUUUUCAUCAAAUAAAUACGGUGUAACGUAGUCAACGGAGUUGCAAUCGUUAAUUAACCGUAAUAAAUAGAAUAAUUACAGGAUAGUGGAAAAAAAAGUCGGAAACGGAAAAUAUUUUUGUAAUAAAAUACAAUUUUAUAUUUCUUACAAUAUACAUAGUCAUUAAUCUCAAGUCAAUAUAUAUGUACAUGGAAAUGUUACUAAUGAAUGCCAUUAACCCUUUAAGCAUUUUUACACGAUAUUUUUACUCUGUUACUAUUGUCUAUUUUCUGGCUGAAUGUACACGUCCUUGCACUUGGACGCAUCUUGGACAAUUGUCGUUCUUGUUUCGGAAAUACUGAAAAAUUCCAAUUCAAACAUUGUAUUGAUAAAUCAUGAUUACAGUAGAGUAGAAAAGAAAUGAUUUUACUUCGCUCCGACUGGUCUUCUGACGCAACAGAGUGGCACAUUGGGCGCAUUUCAGAAACUUUUGGUCGCUCGGAUCGUGUCUAUACAAUACCUGCAACAGACAGUCAAAACUGAUCGCAUUAUGAAUGAUCAAACUACGAACAUUUAUGCGAAUAUUCAGCUCCCGAAAUUUCAGGACCACUCUAGCCACUUAAUUUCUGAUACAAUAUUAUUUCUGUAUUAUUUCUGAUACAUAUUGUAAAUUAUUCGAAAUUUGAUUUAAUUUUAUUAAGAACAUUUGACGUACUUUUACUGCAUAUUUUGGAGCACAAUAGUCACAGUACAACCUGCCUCGCUUGUCCCUGUAAACGCUGUAGUAGUAGAAAGAUGGUGACACUGAAAAAUACUGUUGAAAUGCGAAAUAUUAGUCAGAGUUUUAUGGAAAAUAAAGAUUGCCCUAUUUAUUGCGAGGAACGUGAGUUACAUUGCAAUGACUUUCCUCCUUUAUUAAUUUUAAUAAGUUGCACAUAAUAUAAAAAUCUGCGGUCUCUUUGUUACUAGAAUAUAGCAACUAUUUGAAUGAAAUUUAAAACAGCAGGAAAUUUAAAAGACUUUGAAAAUAUCAAUUUUUAACUCAUUGAAAUCGUUACAGGUAUAAAUACACAUUUAUAUAGUUAUUGUGAAUGUUUGAACAUUUUUAUUUUGAUGACUACCAGUCUAAUUAUUAUUGUCUUAAACUACCUGAUAGUUAAUUGAUUAAGUAAAUUAUUUGCACUGUUCAAAUGUUAAUUAAGUACUUAAUUACGAUAUUUACCUGUACUCUUUUACAAGCUGGACAAGUGGGCAUUUCUCCCAGAACACCUCGCUUGUCUACUAGAAAUUUCUGCAAUGCAUGUCGUAUAGUUUUACAAAAUUUCGUUUAAACAUUUUUUGGUUUCAGACGUUUUAGAACUUUUGUAUAUUCAAUUACCUCAGGUUCUGGUUUACACGGAACUGCUGGACCGGUUUCGGACAUAGUUUCGGAACACCAGGUAUGAACAUCUGCCGCAGGUUGCCUGAAUGUUCAUGUUUCGAUUAAAUACAAAAGAAAUAAUUCGCGACGAUCAAUUAAUUGAGGGUGAUAGCCUUUUUGUUCUUACGGUUCUUGUUCGGACGGUUCAACUUUGUUCUUUUUCUUAAGGAACGAGGACUUUUUAACUCUGCUAGAAUCAGUUCUGGAAUCGAAACAUAUCACUUCACGUUAGAAUUCAGUUGAACCUAAAAUAUUGACAGUCACUUACAAAAGUAACAGUUGAGUAGUCAUUUUUAUUCGGAAGGAUUUUUGAAAAUAGAAUUUUCAGAAUCAAUUUAGAAAAUUUAAAAUCUCGAGAAGAGAAACCGAUUUCUUUCUGUACGAAAAUAUUGAAAUCCUUUAUGUUUUAUUCAAUGCUAUAAUUAUGAAUAAUAUAUCAAAACUCCACUACCUCCAUGCGAAAUUAAAGCGGUUGCUGCUCAUUGUGUUUAUGGGAUUACAUAACGAAAGAAACGAGUCCGAGCUGAAGACUGAUAGACUAAUAGAUUCGCAAAGCAAUUUCCGGUUAUUUAUCAGCUGUGCAUUGAGGCCAGAUGAGAUAGAGGCGUAAAGGUUUCAGUUAGGUUAAUGAACUGUAGAAAAUUGGCUGGGAAAACCUCGUGUUCCUCGGCAAAUAUUUUCACUAAUUAUAAUAAAUUGUUAUAUACACACACACAACACGGUCGUGGACACUUUUUCGAAAUUGGACCAAACGAACUCAAGUUUAUUAAUCUCUGUUCCCUCACGCCUAAAUAACUUUUUAUUCUGCAUUUCAUAGACUUUAAAAAAUUUAAGAUGAUCUUCAUAUUUUUAUAAAAAAGAAAAAUAGCAAAAAAUGUAUUGUUGCCGUGUAUGUCACUCUUCACACCAAACAACUUUCGUUCGAAACAUUGUUUUAUACAGCAUGUAGAUUGCAAGAAAAAUCAAGAUGGAAAAGUUAAAUUACCCACCCUGUAUACAGUGGUGUGCAUAAUUACUAGACUGUAGAUUUGUACGUAAAAUAAAAAUUGUCUAACUGAAUUGUGACAAACAGAAGUUCAAUAAAAGUGUAUUUCAACUCUG
Messenger RNA from Megalopta genalis, 7033 nucleotides. RefSeq lists its product as uncharacterized. NCBI's taxonomy places the organism in Eukaryota, Metazoa, Arthropoda, Insecta, Hymenoptera, Halictidae. The record is from RefSeq and is a predicted model, not a curated record. Gene Ontology annotation, molecular function: RNA binding.